CGUGGUAAAGCAAAAAGAAAACAAACCAAAAAAAGAGACAGAGCUGUCUCGGGUUUGAGUGAACCCUCCUCUACUGCUCUUAUCCGCUAUUGGACAGGUUCUCGACCAAUGAGCAGACGGGGAGGUGGACUUCCUGUAGGCCUGCUGUAUGAAGUGCCUCUGUAAAACACUCCUGAGCUCUCCUGUGGUGUUUAUUUUAUGGGGGAGAAGGGAAAAAAGGGUCCAGCAACGUGGCGCGUGUGGUGUUUGAAAAUUGUGCCUAGUUCUUGUUUCACUAGAGUGUGAUUUACAGCUCAGGGUGGAGAAAACUGGAGAACCUGAAGGAAACCCACACAGACACAGGAACAACAUCCAAAACUCCACAUAGUCAUUAAUGCGAGGACUGGGAUCAGGAUUGAACCAGGGACCCUGGAGCUCGUCUCAACAUGAAUCACUAUGCCACUAAGAAGACGGUGGCUGAAAGCAUGCUGGAUGUGGCUCUGCUUAUGGCCAACGCUUCUCAGCUGAAAGCCGUGCUGGAACAAGGGCCUGAGUUUAAGUACUACCUGACCGUGAUUGUGCUCAUCGCAGUCUCGCUCUUCUUCCAAGUGCUCGCUGGGGCUUUCUUCAUUCUCAUGGCACGUAAAGAUCUCAAUAUCGUCGCCAAUCAGAAAAAGCUGGACGUAAUGAAUAACUUAGCGACUGCACUAGUGUUCUUCACCGUCAUCAUCAACAUCUUCAUCACCGCAUUCGGCGUGCAGAAGACCGGUCUCUACCCCCAGCAGUGAACUUUAAUGGAAGAUAACAGAUUGAAUACCUGACAUUACAGAUUAAUAUUUAUUUCUGUUAGUAAAAAUAAUGCAAAUGUACUGUAUUACAGCAUAACAAACAGUAUAUUGUGUGUGUUGUUUGGUUUCAGGACAUCAGUGAAUCCUGGAAGCCUGCACUGGACAUUUAAAAUAAUAAUAAUAGUAAUAAUAAUAAUAAUAAUAAUAAUAAUAAAACACUUUAUUAUGCUAUGUACAGUACUAUUUACCUUUGCCAUAUUUUAAUGUUAUAAAUAAUCUAUCUUCGAUUUUUAACAUCACUUUAAGCGUUUGAAUUUUCAUUUAUUUAUUCAUUCAUUUAUUUUCAACUAAACAGCAAAGCUGUGGCCUAAACUCAUUUUGCUCCAUAUCUUGCCAGUAUUCUUGGUUUAAACAUUCCAGCACUGAAAUCUAUUCAGACAAGUUUAUGAUUCAGGUUUAGUGUAAUGUCAUUGUUAACUUUAUACUGAAAACAAAACAAAAAAUAUGGUUCAUUUUUUUUGUAAGUUUCAUAAAAUCAAAGUAAGUCACACUCCACUGUAUUAUUAGAUAAAGUGGCGUGAUAUUAUGUGAUAAAACAUUUGAUAAGGUGCUAAUAUGAUACAAACAAUAGACACAAAAUCUGCUCAUGAAACAUUUCUCAGUAAAAUGGAAUGAAAACUAAAAUGAUAUGAAAAGAUUUUUCUGUGUGUGUAAGUGUGUGUGCAUGUGUAUCUGUAUGUGUUUCUACAACUAAAAUUAUUUUACAAUUUAUAAUACUUGAUUCAGUCAGGAUGUUUGCCGCUGUAAGACUAUAAAGCCAUGUGAUAUUGCAGAAUUAAAGCUAAACAACUAAAUCA
Molecule: messenger RNA, 1624 nt
Organism: Pangasianodon hypophthalmus (striped catfish)
Lineage: Eukaryota; Metazoa; Chordata; Actinopteri; Siluriformes; Pangasiidae
Gene: ninj2
Product: ninjurin 2
Exons: 4
Coding region: 426-767 (113 amino acids)
Biological process (GO): cell adhesion; tissue regeneration
Cellular component (GO): membrane
Source: RefSeq, a predicted model, not a curated record